CAUAGACAUGAGGCUUGUUUUGGCGCUCUCGUUCGCGCUAUGGCUUUCGCUCGCGAUCGUUUUCGCGGUGGAAUCCGACGAUAAGGGUCUCGGCGCUGUUCUGGAAGCGACGGAUAAAAUCGUCCAGCAGCUAGGAUGGAAGCGCGAGGAUGUGAAUGUGUCGCGGGUCUACUCCCGGAGGAUGGGGCAAGCACUGAUGUACGAAUUCGACAUCGAAAUCGGUGGAAAUAUCUUCCCGAUCAAGCUCGCCGAGGACAUCAGUACAUGGCGCUAUGUGGACGAGCUCUCAAAUCAAGGCACCGAGAAGGCGAUGGUGGAAUUUGGACACUGGGAUGACGCGGCGCUGGCUCCAUUCAAGCUCGCAGGGCCGGUUGAGCUCUGGAUCCAAGAUGCCAAGGACCUCCGGCUCGCGAUUCCGAACGAUGUGGAUGCUGGAGCGUUGCGAAAGGUUUUGCUAGCGGAUGGCGCCACUGUGACAGUACUAGGAGCUCGAGAGAUAAGUCUGACGAAGCCAUUCAAGGUACCUUUGCCGCUGGUUGGCAGCGGUGAUGACCACGCUUCCAGCAUCUUGGCACUCUCGGAACAGCUCAGGCAAGCAUCCCGAUCCAGCGACCGGCCGAUCCUAUCACUCCGAGUGGUGAAGCCAUCCUCGCUGGUGGCAUCCGCCCCGGAGCAGCUGGAUUCUCCGCCGGAGCGCCUCAAAGUGAAGAAACUUUCACCGGGGGCAGUGGAACUGAGCAGCAGGGCGCUGGACAAACUCGCAGGAGGCGAGAUCGACUUGAGUGGCAGUAGCAGCGGUGGCAAGUCACAGUGGCUGUGGCCGCUUCCAUCCGUGAACACGUCUGGACCAACCUUGCGGAGCUUGGAGCAAGCGCUCAAGCUCUUGCUCGGCCCCAGCGCUCACAGGCCGGGCUCCUUCAGCCUCCUCCGCGCCAAGGCCGCGGCAGCGAAGUUCGUCAAGGUGGAAUUCGAGCUGGAGAAGCGCCUAGAUGGCGACGAUGGUGCUCUACCCGAAUGGGCAACCAGGCCGACGAUCCAGCGGCUCCAGUUUGAGGUCCUGUCCAAGAUCGACGGCGACAAAGUGAUCCCCAUGAGCGUCCGGCCUUUGGAAACGUAUCCCUCGGCUACCACCGCGUCCUUCGAUUUUUUUAGUGGCAACACCACUAGCUUGGAAAGCAUGGCGUCGAUAUUCCUUCCUCCAGUGAGCCCUUUGACACUAGACGUAAGUGGGUGAAAUCGCUUGGUGAAUUUUUUACACUUGAGGUUUUCCAUGUAUCAUAACUUAAGUUGGUAAAAGUUGGUAAACACAUAAAAUCAUGUAAA
This is a messenger RNA of Selaginella moellendorffii, 1323 nucleotides long. RefSeq lists its product as uncharacterized. The record is from RefSeq and is a predicted model, not a curated record. The transcript is spliced from 3 exons. NCBI's taxonomy places the organism in Eukaryota, Viridiplantae, Streptophyta, Lycopodiopsida, Selaginellales, Selaginellaceae. Bases 8 to 1234 code for a protein of 408 amino acids.